GUUCGAGUUCCCGAGGCGUCCGUGAAGUCAUCACGGGCUAUCUCCACCAUCGCAGCCAGUGUCGGUGUCAUCCUCCACCUUCAGGCAGCUUCCUCCCCGCGUCACCCUCCGUCUCUCCGACUCAUUUUCACACCAGCCCCUUGCUCGACACCCGCGGAUCCUCGGCGCCAUGAAGGGAAUACGCUUCCUCGUGGUUUUCUUGGUGCUUUCCGCGUCUUUGCUGUGCGGCACAGGCGAGGCGGCCCGGAGCCGGACCAGCAACCAGAACAGCUUCCGCCGGGCGGCGAACGGCAUCUACCAGACCCUGAGCAGCGUGUUCGGAGAGGACAACAUCAGGGGGCUGUACAAGUUUUUCUCCAAAACAACAGAGCGGUUCGUCCAUGGAGUCGACUCUUUCCUGGACACCAUUUGGAAGAUCUGGUCAGAUCUGCUGGAUGUGAUGGGCAUCGACUCCUCAAACCUCAGCCACUACUUCAGCCCCACAUCUCUCACCAACUCUCCGGCACGCGCCCUGCUCCUGGUCGCUGCUGUGCUCCUGGCCUACUGGUUCCUCUCCAUGUUCCUGGGGGGUUUCUUCUACCUGCUGCACGCCGUGUUCGGACGCUUUUUCUGGCUGGCUCGUGUCACGCUCUUCGCCCUGUCCUGCCUCUACAUCCUGCAGAAGUUUGAGGGCGACCCGGAGCGUGCCGUGCUGCCGCUGUGCUUCAUCAUGGCGGUGUACUUCAUGACAGGGCCCGUGGGAGCAUACUGGCGUCGGGGGGGCGGCGCAGGUUCACUGGAAGAGAAGAUCGACCACUUGGACACUCAGAUCCGGCUCCUCAACAUCAGGCUGACUCGUGUGAUCGACAGCCUGGAACGCACUGCGGAUCAGUAGACUCAGGUGGCAGUGAAGAUGAGGGGGAGGGGAGGGUUUAUUGUAAAAACGGCUGCAUUUGAUGUCAGAAUGCUGUUUUUCUCCGAACAUCUCUAGCAACACAACUUCUGGGUAUUUACCACUCUAUUGUCAGAAGGGACACAAAACUAAAACCGUAUUUUAAAGGCAUGAGUUGAUUUUAGUUGCAAAUGACCAAAAAUCCUCAGAGUUGGACAGGUAACCUGGAUCUUACCCAAAUCAAACAAUCAAGUUUUUUUGUCUUUUUGAAGCUUUCAAAGGUGUCAGUUUCAUCAGUUAUCUGAGAAAUGUCCAUGGUUUUCUCAUUUCUGCCCUAAUUCUACACCUCAGCUCCUUUUAAGUAACUUCCAGGGGUAUGAAUGAGCAUAUUUUAUGUAUGUUCAUCUUUUUAUCCUGUGAAUAACCUGGAGUUUACAAAUCUUACACGGGUUCAUCCACAAACAUGUUUCCCCCUUUUGUGAAACUACUGAAGUAGGAGAGGGGUUGGGUGUAUGAUGCAGGGGACAGAUACAAAACCUGUCUUUCUGAUGUGUAAAAAUCCUCAAGGUGUUGGAUAGUUGUCCAUAGUAAGAUUUAUUUAUUCCAUUUCCAUAUAAAUUGUUGAAAUUAUGUAGAUGUAGUCUGAUUCAUGACGUCACAGUUGCGUAGUGACAGUAGUAGACAUCAGGACCUCCUUUUCUUGUGUGAAUGGGACGACUGACGCGUGCAAGUGUGUGUCAAGCUUGUGAAAUGGAAAAGCACUAUCAAAAAGUGGCCAUCAGACUGGGAGGAGAUGCAGACAGACAGCAAUAUCUCAGGGACUCAACCAACACAUAGAUUUGGAAAUGAGACAAAGUUUAUUAAAAUCGUGUCUUGGUCUCUUUGAGUCAUGUGGCAGUUUUUCACACGGUUGCAAAUUUGUCUCAGUAUCUUAAUGCUUGUGUUUUUGCAUCACGCUGAUAUUCUAAAGUUUGAUUUAUAUCUGGGGUCAAGGCCAGGUCGAGCUUUUCAUUCAUCAUUUCAGUAACGGCAUAGAUUUACUGUACUGCAGUUCUGACAUUUAAAUAGGUAAAAAGCAUUUUUAAUUCAUGUGUGAAUGCACAGAUCAUCCAUAGAAGUUGUCUGGAAAAAAGUAUUUAAGUCUUUCAUCUCACUGACUUGAAAUUAAAUUCAUCUUGUAGGAUUGGAUUUUUAGUCGGGAUCAAUUUUGUAACUUGAUUACAGAUUAAGGUCUAAUGUAUUUGCUAUGUGGGCAAAAACCCACAGAAUUUGUAUCGCAAAACUCCACUUAACCCCCAAUGUACUUUAUUCUAUAUAAAUCAUGUUCAUAUGUGAUCAUUUCUCCUAUUAACAAUUAAUGAGGGUCGUCACACAAUUGAAUGAUUAGAUCUGAUUGGUGCUUUAGACAUGUGUCUGGUGUGUGUUGGUGUAGCCUUUGUUUCAGUGUGAUGGGCCUUUUUAUAAAUCUUUAUUACAUCUGCCAUAUUUUUUAUAUUUCUCAUCCUGCAUUUCCAUAAGAGACUGAAUCCCCCUUUUUUUUUAAAUGUUUUUGCUCUCCAUCCACCAUCUUAUUAUCAUCCUCCUUAUUCCCUCAUGCACACUUUAUAUAAAUGUAUAGAAUCUGCACUCUGUAAACGUGCUUUUAUACAAAUGACUAAUGCUGUGCAACUGUGGGAGGAAAACUAGAGAUGAACAUGCGUCAGUGAUGUUGCAGGAUGACCUUAAAGUUGAGACAUGACGCCACUUUUGAAAGAAAAACCGUAUUCAUAAUCUCAACACUCAGAUCAACAAACACUUAAUAUGUGUGAGGUGCUGUGGGAUUGUAAAGUAACAGUUUUUAGGAGAUGGGGGGUGUUGCAUCGCUGUAAAACAAAGUACAGACAAAUGAGCUUUCGCUUUUCACAGCAUAUCCUGAUAUUUAUCAGUACACGUGGUUUUUCAUGUGUUGAAUGCAACUUUUGAUUCUCAUUACACGGUGGCAUUAAGGUUACAUGCCAGUAAGAUUUUGAAAAAUAGCAAAACAUUUGAACGCAGGUUAUCUUACUGUGUAUGAGUUGUUUGUAAUCUUUGUCAUUAUAACACACAAACACGUCCAGUUAGUCCCCUGCAGUAAACCACCCCAGGUAUCUCCAUACUAGCCAAAGUAAUUUGGGAUUUUAUUGCAUGCUGUUUUGAAGCCUAUAACGUAAUGUUACAUUAUGUAAAUGUUGUGACUGCCUAGGUAGAGAGCCCUUCUGAAAUGUGAUUUUUGUGAUGUGAUGAAUUAGUUGGAUGUUAAAUACAAGAGGGGUUUGUUUUAUAUUCAGUCUUUAUUUUCCUGUACUGUUGCGGUUAACAUUUGUACCCUUGAGACCAAACUCACAUGUACAAGACCGAGCUGAGACGUCAGCCCUCUGAAUUCUUCUCUCAUUCCAUCAUCUGUCAAGCUGAUUAUUAUACGAUCACAAACAUGUUGACUCAUUUUAAAAUGUGUAAACUGAAUGUAGUUUUUGUUCCUCCUCUUAUUUUGAAGAGGAGAACCUGACUUGAGAGAGGGGCUCGAACCUGGUCACUUUGUAGUGUGUGGUUACACCAACAGUCUGUAGCCAAUGACCUGUGUAUGUUUAACUAAGGACCGAAUCUGUGAUUUAUGGUGUUCAGCGAUUAGAAGUAAUUAUGUGUGUUAUUGAAGGCUGUUUGUACCCAUUUCAAAGUCAUGGCACUGAAGUAGUCAGGUGAAAAAAGAAAAGGGGGGGUCAGGGAUUUCAGUCAUAUAAUACUGAACCUCCGUUUGUACAGAAUCUCAAAAGAUUCAGUAUUUGGAGAUGUAAUAAUCAAAACUGUUAAAGAGAAAAGAAGAACAGACCCAGAAGUUCUCUCACACAGUUUUAAUUAUUUCUAGCACGACAAAAAAAUGGUUUCAUAGACAAAAACCAGCUCGUAAAAACUCAAGAUUGAGGCUUUGACCCUCCGUUCAAACAUCACGGAAGAAACACUGAAUGCUUUAAGUCACCACUAGCUCAUGUAUUACAACCUACUGUUACCACUCAGAUGCUGAAAAAUGCCGGUACAUGUUUCUAUUAGUAUCUCUCAGCUCUGGACUGAAUGCUAAUGUUCAUAUACAGUAUUUAUUCUUUAAAAGGUCUUCUGAAUGACUUAUGUUAAUUUAAUGUACUGUAUCCUACUUAUUCCACUUAGCUUUUUAUAUCAUGCUGUGCCAAUAUUGUAUAUAUUGCAUUAAUUUAAGGCAAUUAUGUCAUUUAAAUUUUGUUUAUUUCUGUACUUCAGUGAUGUGGCGACCGCCGAACUGUUCUGCCUGCUGAUGUCUACUUUGUGUGUGAGUCUUAAUGAAAACCUGUUGAUGGAUAUGUGGUUUGUUUUUGUGGCAGAGGGAGAAUGAGGUCCAGAUUUAAAUAAAUUAAACACCACAGUA
Paralichthys olivaceus (Japanese flounder) is the source of this 4283-nucleotide messenger RNA. RefSeq names its product bri3 binding protein (gene bri3bp). Gene Ontology annotation, cellular component: mitochondrion. Lineage: Eukaryota; Metazoa; Chordata; Actinopteri; Pleuronectiformes; Paralichthyidae. The record is from RefSeq and is a predicted model, not a curated record.